Messenger RNA from Musa acuminata AAA Group (dessert banana), 599 nucleotides. RefSeq names its product protein GLUTAMINE DUMPER 2-like. Lineage: Eukaryota; Viridiplantae; Streptophyta; Magnoliopsida; Zingiberales; Musaceae. Gene Ontology annotation, biological process: regulation of amino acid export. The record is from RefSeq and is a predicted model, not a curated record. The coding region runs from base 78 to 512 and encodes 144 amino acids. The transcript has a single exon.
CGCCAUUGUGACACUCCAAGGACAACUUCAACUCUCCUCUCUCUCUCUCUCUCUUGAAGGAGUGAGUACAUAGGCAGAUGACGAGGCCCGGAGUCGGGUCGAACACAAGCAACACCGCCGCCUCGGCCGUGCCGCACUCGGCAUGGCGCUCUCCGGUCACCUACCUCUUCGGCGGGCUGGCGGCGAUGCUGGGCCUCGUCGCCUUCGCCCUCCUCAUCCUCGCCUGCUCCUAUUGGAAGCUGUCCGACUACCUGAGCACCGACGCUGACGGGGGGGAGGCCUCGGGAGACGCCGCGAAGCCUCCGCCCCCGCCCCCGCCCCUCUGCGAGAAGAGCGUCGUCGUCGUCAUGGCCGGCGAUUGCAAGCCCAGCUUCCUUGCCACUCCCGUCGCCUGGCACGCCGCAGCGAGUGGGAGGAAGAUGGAAGCCGCGGUGAGCUCACCCAGGCGUGACGCGAUCCCAAUCCAACGUGAAUUGGACCGCAACAGAGAAGAACGCGGAAACCCGCAGUAGUAGUCUCGUUCUUCUUUGUUUCUUGUACUUUUAGAGGAAAAGAAGGGUCUUAACUAUAAAUUCAUAUCACAACAAGUAACAAUUUGA